Messenger RNA from Andrographis paniculata, 2199 nucleotides. Its product is annotated as pentatricopeptide repeat-containing protein At1g77360, mitochondrial-like. The record is from RefSeq and is a predicted model, not a curated record. Lineage: Eukaryota; Viridiplantae; Streptophyta; Magnoliopsida; Lamiales; Acanthaceae. The coding region runs from base 123 to 1685 and encodes 520 amino acids. Gene Ontology annotation, molecular function: protein binding. The transcript is spliced from 2 exons. Gene Ontology annotation, biological process: RNA splicing.
AGGGCAGCACCCAAACCCCUCUCGGCGCACGAAUUAGGGUUUCAAUCGAUUUCUGAAAUCCAUCAUCGAUUCGUCGGUCUAGAGGAACGCCCAUGCUGCAAUUGCGGUAGUCAAUCGAAGCAAUGAGGAAUAACAGGAAAAGGUCUCAUGGCGAAGAUUCAUCCUCGUCAUCGUCGUCCAAGAUGGACCACAGUAAAAAGUAUCACCACUACCACCGGUACCAUAGUUCCACGGCGUCGGACUUUGAAAUCAACAACCAUGUCGCUCCGCGUCUCAAUUCCCACCCCGAAUCAACGAAUAAGCGAUCGCUUUUCGUUUCGUACACUGAUGUACCCUCGCUGCCCCCAAAACUCAAAAUCCUGUGCGAAAUCAUCGCGAAGAACCCGGUGGUAACUGUGGAGAGCAUUCUCGAAGAUUCAGGCAUCCGUGUGUCUGAAGAAGAUGUGAUUGAGGUUCUAAAAUUGUCCUACGGCCACCCAGGCUCCGCCGUGAAGUUUUUCCGGUGGUCCAGUUUCCAGUUGAACAGCAAGCACAGCCUAUACGCUUGGAACCUGGUUGUCGAUUUGCUGGGUAAGAAUUGCUUGUUUGAUGCAAUGUGGGACACUGUUAAAUCCAUGAUAAAAGAGCAUCUGCUCUCUAUAGAUACUUUUGCUUCUAUAUUUGACAAUUAUGUGAUUGCUAAUCGUGUGCAAGAAGCAAUUCUUAGUUUUGAGGUUAUGGAUCAGUAUGGUGUUCGAAAGGACUCCGCAGCAAUGAAUUCAUUGAUCGGCGCAAUUUGUAAGGUGGAAGGUCCUCAAUGUGCAUACGAAUGCUUUAAAUCAUUGAAGGAUAAGAUUAGAGCAGAUGGGGGGACAUAUGCCAUUUUGCUUGAGGGGUUGGAGAGGGAGGGGAAUUUAAGUCGAGCUAGGUUAAUCUUUUCGGAAAUGUUGAACGAAAUUGGAUGGGAUACGUCAAAUUCCCCUGCGUACGAUUCAUUUUUGUGUACCCUCCUUGGUGGCGCUGAAGGAAUACAUGAGGUUUUAAGGCUUCUUGACAUGAUGAGGAGCAGGGGAUGCUAUCCGGGCAUGAAAUUCUUGAAGUUUUCGAUUGAGGAUUGUGUGAAGAAGAGUGACGCAAGAUCUGCUAAAGUGAUUUGGGACGUGAUGGUGGGGACGGGAAUAUGUCAGCCAGAUACGGGACUCUAUAAAUCGAUGAUUUCGAUGUAUUGUAUCGCCAAGGAAUUUGAUUCUGCCGAGAGGUUAUUCGAUGAAAUGGUGUAUAACGGGGCGUUUCCUGAUUCCGAAACUUACAGUUUACUGUUCCACUCUUUGAUCAAAAACCGGCAUCUGAAGGAAGCGACGCCGAUAUUCAAGGAGAUGGUGAAAAAUGAAUUUGUGCCAUUGCAAGAGGACUGCAACGUCGCAGUUAGGGCGUACGUAAAUGCCGGGGAUCCUCACAUGGCGACGAAAGUGUGGAGAUGCAUGCUGCAAAACUACAGCUCUGAUUUGGAUGAAACUGGGAAUCUUCUCGUCGUCAGGCUUCGAGACAUGAAUCGUGUUCCGGAAGCAGUUAAGUGCGCCGAGGACAUGAUCGAGCGAGGUAUCAAGUUAAGUUCCGCGACGCUGUCGAAAUUGAAACAGAGCUUGUCUAAAGUAGGGAAAGCCUUCGCCUACGAACAGCUUUUGCGCAAGUGGAACAACUGCUAACUGAACACUUGUACAAAUCGCGUUGAUAUUCUUGUUUGCGCUGACUUUCCUACAUCUAACCGACUAACUUCUGUAUGUCGAGCUGCUAGGACUGUUGUGCCGUCUAGCCAGCCAUUUGGGCAUGACCGGUGGAUGUUUUCGGGUCGAAUCGAACUUAAAUUGUUGGAAUCCGGCGUUGCAGUUAGUCGAGAGAGGAAUUUUCUUGGAUUAUUGGUAAGAUUGAUUGUUGAGGGCCAUAAUUAGUAGUAUUACAUUUACAACCGUCAAAUUAAUUGUCAUAAAUGUGAUUAGUUGAGACAACGGGAAACGGAACUAAGUUUGACACAAAUAGGAUAUGAUGUAACAAUUCCAAUCUACAUCAACAUCUGCAAAUUGGAUAUAUAUAUAUAUAUAUGGUGCUAAUAAUUUGUUUAUUUGAUGAUGACCAAUUAGUUGGUUAGUAUUUAGGAGUUAUAUAUAUUUUUGAUAAUGUGUAAAUUCGCAACCAUUAUUAUUGGAUAGUCCUUUGGGUAAA